This is a messenger RNA of Hibiscus syriacus, 1653 nucleotides long. RefSeq names its product chaperone protein dnaJ 49-like. Gene Ontology annotation, cellular component: endoplasmic reticulum membrane. Gene Ontology annotation, molecular function: Hsp70 protein binding. Gene Ontology annotation, biological process: cellular response to misfolded protein. The record is from RefSeq and is a predicted model, not a curated record. Lineage: Eukaryota; Viridiplantae; Streptophyta; Magnoliopsida; Malvales; Malvaceae. The transcript has 2 exons. Bases 158 to 1204 code for a protein of 348 amino acids.
ACACUUUAUGCGAAUUCUUUUUGCUGAAUUUUUCACUUCCGUAAUCUGCAUUUUCCUUUGAUUUAGGUGUUCUAUUUUGGAUUUUUUGUUUCUAUGCGAAGUUUGUGAAUUUUCAUUCAGCUAAUUUAGGGUUUUGGAUUUAGAGGAAUUCGGUGUUAUGGAUAGCAAUAAAGACGAGGCUUUAAGAUGUGUUCGCAUUGCUGAAGAAGGAAUUGCUUCUGGUAACAAACAGCGUGCGCUCAAAUUCAUUAGAAUCGCUCAACGCCUGAACCGUACUUUAUCUGUCGAUAAGCUUUUGGAUGCUUGUGAAAAUCUCGAUUCUGGGUCGGCCCCGGUUUCUUCUGUUGACGAAAAGUGUGUUUUAAGAGAUGAGAAUAAAGGCGGGUCGUCUAAGUUGGAUGGGGAGAAAAGUUAUACCGGGGAACAUGUUCUGUUGAUCAGGCAGAUUAAGAGAAACAGUGACUAUUAUUCGAUUCUUGGUGUGGAAAAGAAUUGCACUGUUGAUGAAAUCAGGAGGGCGUAUAAGAAGUUGUCCUUGAAAGUUCAUCCGGAUAAGAAUAAGGCUCCGGGGUCUGAGGAAGCGUUUAAGAAGGUGUGCAAGGCAUUUAAGUGUUUAAGCGACGAUGAUUCGAGGAGGCAGUAUGAUCGAGUUGGUUUGGUUGAUGAAUUUGAGUACAAUCAGCGGAAUAAUGUGAGACAGAGACGGAGAAGACAUGGGAAUGAUUUGUUUGAUGAUGAUUUUGAUCCUGAUGAGAUAUUUAGGUCAUUUUUUGGUCAGGGAGACAUGUUUAGGUCAGCACAUGUUUACAGGACAAGAGGAAUGGGUGGUCAUCAACAGAGGGAGGAGCAGCAUAGAGGAGGACCUAAUUUAUUGCUUCUUAUUCAGAUGUUGCCGAUUUUGUUGAUUUUCCUGCUUGCUUAUCUACCCAGUUCUGAGCCUGAUUACUCUUUGUUAAGGAAUUACUCCUAUCAGAUUCCUAAGACUACCGAGAAAUAUGGAGUGGAAUUUUUUGUCAAAUCAUCAACCUUCGAUGUGAACUUUCCCCAAGGAACUGCUGCUAGAGCUAAUAUUGAGGAUAAUGUCAUUAAGGAUUACAAACAUAUGCUGUGGCGAUAUUGCCAUGUAGAACGCCAUAAGCGCCGUUGGAAUAAGGAUUUGCCAACCCCACACUGUAAUCAACUACAAAAUCUUGGACUUGCAUGAAGGGGAUAUGGCUAGAUUCUGCUAGAGCAUCAGCAAGAUGUUAGGUUGAUGAGCAAGGAACUCAGUCACUCACAUGUUGUCAACUUCAAGAGCGUUCUUUUGCCAUAAUUGAUCAUUUGUUGAGAUGGUUCUGGACCGGUUUGGAUUGUAUGCCAAGGUGCUAAUGAGGCUUCCCUGGAUACAUCUAGGUGAUAAAACUUCUCUUUUGCUAACGUGAUGAGAUACUACACUGCUGUUUGUACCUAGUAUGGUCAGUGUGCCCAUAGGAGGAUAGUUGGCAUAAACAUAAGUCGAACCAAAAUGGUCUUCAAGAUUGUUUCUUUUUUUUUUCAUUCUGAUUGAUUUAUGGGGAUGUCAUUCUCUGAUUGUCUAUACUUCUUUUAGAACCAUAUCUUGGAUCUUCCAUGAGAUCUUGUAGGCAUUAUGCAUAUGAAUAUGAUUUAUUCAAA